GCGGUAACUGUAGCAAUAUCAGCCCAGGUGUAUCCAUCCGGCCCAGCGGUGUAACAGUAUCAACCCGGACUAGUGUAUCAAUCCCGGCCCAGCGGUGUAACAAACCCGGACUAGCGGUGUAUCAAUCCCGGACUAGUGGUAACAGUAUCAACCCGGACCAGCGGUGUAUCAAUAUCAAUCCGGACCUGCGGAGUAUCAGUAUCAACCCGGCCCAGGUGUAACAGUAUCAUCCCGGAGUAGUGGUGUAUCAAACCCGGCCCAGCCCGGACCAGCGGUGUAACAGUAUCAACCCGGCCCAGUGGAGACAACCCGGCCCAGUGGUGUAACAGUAGCUGCCCGGUGGGGGUCACAGCAGCCCAGGCCAGGCCAGCGGCGGAGGCAGCAGCCCCAAGCAUCAGCUCAACAACUACACGCAUCGGGCAUCCCCAAUCCUGCGGCAUUGCGGAAACGCCUGGCCAAAACCCCCCACCUCUUGACAACUGUCUGCCCCCCCCCUCCCCCUUCCUGCAUGAAAACCAUCCCCAGCUGUGAAACAAAGGGGGGGCCAUUGCAUCAGAAGGCAGCCACGGAUACAAUGCCCAGGGAGUUAACGAGGAACCCCGUGCAGAAAAUCUGGAUCCCUUACAAAGACGAGCGGCCCGCUCUUCCGUCCCAAUCGUGCAUCCCACCCCUCACCAACUCCCCCACCGUCAUUGUGAUGGUCGGACUUCCGGCCCGUGGCAAGACCUACAUCGCCAAGAAGUUGACUCGGUAUCUCAACUGGAUUGGAGCCCCAACUAAAGUCUUCAACGUUGGUGAGUACCGCCGCGAGGCUGUCAAAUGGUACCGAUCGUACGACUUCUUCCGCCAUGACAAUGAAGACGCCAUGAAGAUUCGGAAACAAUGUGCCUUAGCUGCCUUGAGGGAUGUCAAGUCCUACCUCUCCGUGGAAGGAGGUCAAAUAGCGGUUUUUGAUGCUACCAAUACGACCAGAGAUAGGAGGGAAAUGAUACUGAGCUUUGCGGAGGAGAACGGGUGGAAGGUGUUUUUUGUCGAGUCUGUCUGUGAUGAUCCGAGUAUCGUAGCUGCUAAUAUAAUGGAUGUGAAAGUGUCCAGUCCCGAUUAUCUGGACUGCAACCGGGCUGAUGCAAUGGAGGACUUCCUAAAGAGAAUCGAGUGUUACAAAGCAACGUAUCAACCUUUAGACCCAGAUCAUUAUGACAAGGACCUGUCGUUCAUCAAGGUGAUUAAUGUGGGCCGUAGGUUCCUGGUGAACCGGGUGCUGGAUCACAUCCAGAGCAAGAUUGUCUACUACCUGAUGAACAUCCACGUCCAUCCUCGCACCAUCUACCUGUGUCGCCAUGGCGAAAGUGACUACAACCUGAAGGGGAGAAUCGGCGGCGACUCUGGCCUCUCGUACAGAGGGAAGAAGUUUUCCUCGGCAUUAAGAACCUUCCUGGAGGAGCAGAACAUAAAGGAUCUGAAGGUCUGGACCAGUCAGCUGAAGCGGACAAUCCAGACUGCGGAGGUCUUGGACGGGCCGUAUGAGCAGUGGAAGGCACUCAACGAGAUCGACGCGGGUGUCUGCGAGGACAUGACUUACGAGGAGAUAAAGGAACGACACCCGGAGGAAUACACGCUCCGUGAGCAAGACAAGUACUACUACCGAUACCCGACGGGAGAGUCCUAUCAGGACUUGGUCCAACGCCUGGAGCCUGUUAUAAUGGAGCUGGAGAGACAGGGCGAUGUCCUGGUCAUUUGUCACCAAGCGGUCAUGAGGUGUCUCCUUGCGUACUUCCUGGAUAAAAGCGCAGAUGAGCUGCCCUAUCUCAAGUGCCCCCUUCACACCGUGCUGAAGUUAACUCCAUUUGCUUACGGGUGCAAGGUGGAGUCCAUCUUCCUCAACGUAGAGGCUGUCAACACACACAGAGACCGGCCGGAGGACGUCGGCAAGAAGGGAGCAAACCCUCUCAUGCGGCGCAAUAGCGUCACGCCUCUGGCCAGCCCCGAACCCAACAAAAAGCCGCGCAUCGAAGGGCCAGACGACCGCCUGGCCUCCUCCUCCUCCCUGGCCACUGCCCUCUGUCUGGCCUCCGACGGCUCCACUCCCCUGCCUGGACAAAAUGUAAGCAAGUUGCCGCGACCUUCGGAUGCCGUGACCAUCUCCGUCCAAGAAUGAAUCAUUUUUAAAAAUUAAAUUUCGGGAGUGGUUGUAUUGUUUUUUU
Molecule: messenger RNA, 2204 nt
Organism: Amblyraja radiata (thorny skate)
Lineage: Eukaryota; Metazoa; Chordata; Chondrichthyes; Rajiformes; Rajidae
Gene: pfkfb3
Product: 6-phosphofructo-2-kinase/fructose-2,6-biphosphatase 3
Exons: 16
Coding region: 509-2158 (549 amino acids)
Biological process (GO): fructose metabolic process; fructose 2,6-bisphosphate metabolic process
Cellular component (GO): cytosol
Molecular function (GO): 6-phosphofructo-2-kinase activity; ATP binding; fructose-2,6-bisphosphate 2-phosphatase activity
Source: RefSeq, a predicted model, not a curated record